Molecule: messenger RNA, 3947 nt
Organism: Trachemys scripta elegans
Lineage: Eukaryota; Metazoa; Chordata; Testudines; Emydidae
Gene: C1HXorf58
Product: chromosome 1 CXorf58 homolog
Exons: 7
Coding region: 428-1579 (383 amino acids)
Source: RefSeq, a predicted model, not a curated record
GGGCUGUGAGAUCCGGUCCCCUCCAUUGCCAGCCCGGGGUCCCCGCCACGCCGUGCGGACGCCCAGGCAAGGGCCUGGAAACAGCGAGUCCGCACGGCCGGGUCCCCUCCCCACUCGGCUUACGGCACCCCGUGUCUGUCUGUCCCCGCAGCUCGCUGCCCCGGCGGCUCCGCUCCCUUCCCCCGGAACGGCCCUGGCGGUGUCACCCACGGGUCCGCCUGUAGGGACCCAGCUGCUGUGAGCUCGGGUGCCCAUAUUUCCUAAAGCGAAAAGGGGGCACCCCCUACUGCUCGCCUGAGCGCCUCCCCGCCCCCGCGUGGGGCUGGCAUCUCCCCGCCCCCACCCCAGCAUGUUCCUCCGCACCCCACUUUUUGGAUAAAAGUGAGCAGUUGCCAACUGAUCAAGUCGGCAGGAGCACACUGGACAAAUGCCCACUUCUGCCACGCACACAAAAAAAGGUCGGGACGGCUGGGACCGGGCUUUAGAAAAGGGACUAAACAAGACAUAUGCUCACGCUACUGUGAGUGCAGGGGCUGGUGCUGAUCUCGUGUCUCCUGCCAGGGCGGACGAAGAGCUCGCAGCUAAAAUCCUCCAGCGAGCCUGGUGGAGUCACAUCAACAGGAGGCUGUUCAGGCUGCUAACACACACCAUCCGGGCCGCGGAGCAUUGCAUUACAUAUGAGAUUAUGAGGAGAGUGAGUCCUUUAGAAGCUGAACUUAUAAAAGAUCCUAGUAUGCAGUAUAAAGUCAGAUUCAGAUUUGCUGGUCAUGAGUUUCCACCUUUCAUUGUGUUUAAGAUUUUUCACCAUACUGGAGGCCGAGGCAGCAAGUACAUAAGUGGAAAAAGAACAAUAAGUCCAGCAAGUGAGGCAGCAGCUGAUGCUUGCAAGUUGAUGGGACAUCGGAAAUAUUAUGAUCAAAUGAUAUGGGAUGAACUUCAGUACCAAAACCACAAAAUAAUAGACGAAAUAGACGUUGCUACAGUGAAAGAUUACAUGCAAUAUAUCAGUAACCUGGAUGAGACCCCAGCAUACUGUGGUGGCAGGGAUAACUGCUGGAGAAAAUUGUCUCUGGAAAACUUUCCCAGGACAAUGAUAAUGUAUGACAUAAUGGAUUAUGCACAGUCUGGGACACUGUCAAACCGACUUAAGGAGAAACUGACAUUUCUGCUCCUGAGGCCACAGAAUGAAGAGCUGCGGCAUGAUCAACUCAUGACUGUUUCUCGAGUCAGGUCUCCUACACCUUGUCCUCCAACAGCCACCUCUUCAUACAGGUCUUAUCAACCCUCUUCACUGCCUAGACCCUCAGUGCGUCGCUCUCGCCAAACUCGACAGAAAGUAGCAAAAAUGAAAAGAGUUCAUGCACUUGAAAAAGAAAGAGAGGAACAGAAAUUGGAUGUUACAAAUAGAAGCCACUUCAUUGAACAUCAAGAAACUAUGACUGCACCAAUUGAAGACCUUGAGGAGCAUUCUGUCUUUUCAGAUGAAGAGUGGGAGCAUGAGGCAGCUAAAUUGUAUGCCUGGUCUCAGGCGUUAUCUCUUGAAGACACUGGAGAAUCUUCGCUCACACCUAAUUUCUGAAUUUUAAUAAUGGUUAUUUCACAUUAGCAGUAGUGGUAAACAGAAAACAUUUUCAAAUCUUUUCUACCCUGCUGUAAAUAUAUUGCAAAUUUUAAUCAUAGAGAACAUGGAUUACAUACAUAUAAUUGCUUUCACCUUGACUGUAACAGAUUUAGAAUUUGAGCUACGGAUGGGUUAUCUAUGAACAUUGUAUAUUUUGUGUACAAUGCAGGAUUACAGUAAUUGUUUUGCUGUGCCAUUGUUUAUUUCAUUUUCAUUAUGGAAUAGUACUAGCUACUUAAUGGUGAAGAUUGCAUCCCACAAUAAGCUCAAUUUCCAGCCUCUGCUCACUACUUCCCAAAACGAAACCAGUCUGCCUGAAAAUUCAAGUGCAGCAUUUCAUUCCAGGGUAGAAUUUUUCUGGGAAGGUUGAAAUGAAAUCCUAACAGCAAUUUUAAAGUUAUAGGGCCAGAUACAGGGCCAUAUUAAGAUUCUUUUAUACAGCUCUGGGAACAAAGCAACUUAAAACCAUCUUAAUCAAUUAUAUGAAGAUUCUACCAGCAAAGGACAAUCCCCAGAUGAUGUGGAGCCAGCAAGCUAGCUUUGUGUCACAGUUUGCUGGUACUCUCAAUGGACAUGUCCAUGCCCUUUUUCUCAAUGAAGAAAGUGCGAAAAUGUAUAGAACCAAUACAACUUUACCCUAAAAUUUUAUUCCGUUUGAAACUUGGACACUUUUUAAUUAAACAAAAAAUAAAUAAAAUCAACAGGCUAUUUCCAUUGCAGAACAAGACUGGGCAAAACUACGGUUAGGUGAGUGAUGUAAAUUUAAUUACUUUUUUUGGUAAGGUGUAGAAUUCCUGUAAAGAAAGAAGGGGUUGUUUAUUUUGAUUUUUGAUUGCUACCUGAACUGCACUAAAACGUACUUCCUGAAGGUUUUUUGAUGGCAAAUUUAGUUUACUUAACUGUACCUAGAGCUCAGUCUUGUCCCUGUUGGCUUCAGUGGGUAUAGUAUUGAGCCAAUUAAGCCCAAUCCAACUCCACUAGGAAUCAACGGAGAAAUUCACACUCAGUUCACUGGGAGUUGGAUCUAGUUCCAUGCGGUUUAAGAACAUAAGGAUUUGUUCAAUUAAAAGCUGAAGUUCAAUUUCACCGACACCUGUUUUCUCCUCUUGAGUACUGUUUUACAGUGUUUAGGUAACCUGUCACGAAAAACAGCAAGGACAAAAAUUACGGAUACUUGGAUAGUGAGAAGCAUACCUCUCAUACUUCACAACUGGCACCAAAUGAACACUAAGCAUCCAAGCAAUUGUUUUUAUAUUCUAGAAUAUACUGUUGUAUUUUGAUAUUUCAUGGAUGCAAGGCCUAAGGUUAUUUUGAAUUAACACUAAACAUAGUUUGACUACCUAAACUGAAGUCUCUAAUCUGGGGACUAGCUGAAGCAUAUGAUGGUGAUACUACUAUUGUUCAGCUACAAAUCCUUUACAACUCCUAAACCAGCUCUUCAGUUUUGCCUACAUUGUUCAGUACCACCAGACCCUCGCUAGAACGCACUUCUAUAUAGCACGAAUUCACAUAUAAUGCGGUCGCAGCCAUGGAACCCAAAUGUAAUUACUUUAAUUGCAAUUCAUUUUAAUGCGGUCUCCGCGUUAACGCAGUACCACUCAUGGAUCCCAAAUCCUGCGUUCUAGCGAGGGUCCGGUAUAUUUAGGUUGAUUGGAAAAUUAUUCUGAUUAAGACAUUGCUUUGCUGUUUGUAACUAGACUUAGUCCUACACAGAACUUCUUUCAUUAAACAGUAAUACUGCAGACUAAUUUGUAUGGCUCCCACUGGAAUGUGCCACAGGGACCAUAGACUCCAAUGUAAAUUUGUCCCAAUUUUAAAUUCCAAAGGAGACUAAUUGUCUCUUGCUCUGAGAUACAUAGUAGAGGAGAAGAUGGCAAUACAGUCUUUUCACUUUGCACAUUUAUGUUGGAUAAUUUUCCAUGGCUUGCUCAGACUCAGAAAAUCAGUGGUUUUAAAAAAUGUGUUAACAUGUUUUAUUCCAGUAUAAAAGAGUGGCUUUUUGCAGGUUAGCUUGCCACUUUGGAAGCGGUUUAAGCUAAACUGGAAAAAAAAACAUUCUUACUCCAGAAUAAGAAUGUCCAGUGGUGGAGUUAUUCCAGUAUAACGAUAGUGCUUUAGUUAUUGUACUGCUAGAACUAAAAAAAUCUCCCCUAGACAAACCUUAACAAAGGUACUUAAAUCUAAUCAGCUUUGAAACUCUCAACUUUGAUUUUGGAAAUGAAAAACUGUUUCUAGAAGUAUUAAGUGAAAUGCUGCAACGACCGUCACUGUGACUUAGACUGUGAUAGCAGCAUAUUUCACAAGUGAGGCAGUGUUAGGCCCCCCA